UGACUUCCUCCAAUCGCCGGCCUGUUCUGUAAAAUAUAAAAAUGGCGGCCCUGUGCAGUGAGUUCGGGGACUUGACACAAAUAAAAAAACAGCUAAUAUCAGUUAUUUCGCUUUGUAAAGAAAGAGGACUUUUUCACAGCGCCAAGUGGGCUUCUGAAUUGGCGUUUGCUUUGGAGCCUCUUCCCAAGGAUGAUUUACCUCCAUCAGCCCCUUUCACUGAGGAAGAUGCACAGGACCUGGACGCACUUACACUGGCCAAAUCGUACUUCGACCUGAAAGAGUACGACCGAGCUGCGUACUUUCUGAGGGGCUGCUGCAGUCAGAAGGCGUAUUUUCUCUAUAUGUAUUCUCGUUAUCUGUCAGGAGAGAAAAAGAAGGAUGACGAAACGGUGGACAGCUUAGGUCCUCUGGAAAAGGGACAGGUCCGCAAUGAAGCUUUGCGAGAGCUGAGAGUGGAGCUCAGCAAGAAGCAUUCUGCAGGAGAGUUGGACGGCUUCACCCUCUAUCUGUACGGGGUGGUCCUACGGAAGCUUGAUUUGCUGAAGGAGGCAGUGGGCGUGUUCGUUGAGGCGAUUCAUGCACUUCCUCUUCACUGGGGAGCAUGGCUGGAGCUCAGUAACCUUGUCACAAAUAUUGAAAUGCUGAAGUCACUAUCUCUACCAGACUGCUGGAUCAAAGACUUCUUCGUGGCCCACAUGUACACCGAGCUGCAGAUGAUUAAAGAGGCAUUGCAGAAAUACCAGAAUCUCAUCGAGGCCGGCUUUUCCAAGAGCACCUACAUCAUCUCACAGAUUGCUGUUGCCUACCACAACAUCAGAGACAUUGACCAAGCCUUGGCGCUGUUCAACGAGCUGAGGGAACAGGAUCCGUAUCGCAUCGACAACAUGGACACCUUCUCCAACCUGCUUUAUGUCAAAAGCAUGAAACCAGAGCUGAGCUACCUGGCCCACAACCUGGUAGAGAUAGACAAGUACAGAGUGGAGACGUGCUGCGUUAUCGGUAACUACUACAGCUUACGUUCUCAACACGAGAAAGCAGCUCUGUACUUCCAGCGGGCCCUGAAGCUGAACCCUCGCUGCCUCGGGGCCUGGACCCUCAUGGGUCACGAGUACAUGGAGAUGAAGAACACUUCAGCAGCCAUUCAGGCCUACAGGCAUGCCAUAGAAGUGAACAAGCGGGACUACCGUGCCUGGUAUGGCCUGGGUCAGACGUACGAGAUCCUCAAGAUGCCUUUUUACUGUUUGUACUAUUACAGGAAGGCUCACCAGCUCAGACCCAAUGACUCGCGCAUGUUGGUCGCUUUGGGCGAAAGCUACGAGAAACUGUCUCAGCAAGUCGAAGCCAAGAAGUGCUACUGGAGGGCGUACUCUGUGGGGGAUGUGGAAAAAAUGGCUCUACUCAAGCUAGCAAAGUUACACGAGCAGCUGAGCGAGGCGGAUGAUGCCGCCCAGUGUUACAUGCUUUACAUUCAGGACAUCUUCUCAUGUGGGGAGCAACUUGAACACGCGGAGGUGAGCACAGCUCUACGCUACCUGGGUCAGUACUACUUCAAAAACAAGCUUUAUGACGAGGCGUCCAUCUGCGCUCAGCGUUGCUGUGACUACAACGACGCCCGUGAAGAGGGAAAGGCUCUGUUGAGGCAGAUCUCACAGGUCCGAGAUCAGGUGGAGACGCCAUCAGCCGAUCUGUUCACUCCACUCUCUAACAACAACACACCGGUCAGGAGAGUGUCUCCUCUGAACCUGAUCUCCUUCACACCGUGAUUUUCUCCGACUUCUAACACGGACACUUUCAUUUUGUCACGCGCUACACGGGCGCCUGCUGGGUUUCAUCUGAAAAUGUUUCUGGAAAAGAUUUACCUGAAAUAAAUUGUAUUUGUCUGUAAAA
Molecule: messenger RNA, 1887 nt
Organism: Nothobranchius furzeri (turquoise killifish)
Lineage: Eukaryota; Metazoa; Chordata; Actinopteri; Cyprinodontiformes; Nothobranchiidae
Gene: cdc23
Product: CDC23 (cell division cycle 23, yeast, homolog)
Biological process (GO): anaphase-promoting complex-dependent catabolic process; positive regulation of mitotic metaphase/anaphase transition; protein ubiquitination
Cellular component (GO): anaphase-promoting complex
Molecular function (GO): protein binding
Source: RefSeq, a predicted model, not a curated record